UGUUUCUAAAUUCAAAUUUUACUAUUUUCGUGUUAAAUGUUGAAUUCCUCUUAAACCGGUGCCAAGGGGCGUAAGUGUUAACUUGCAUUUUCCAGUACGGUCCAUGAAAAGGUUAAAUCAAUCCGAACCUGCCAAAUUUUCAAUUUUGCCGUGUUUGACUAUCUUUAGGGAUUCUAUUUAUUCUCUAUUUUGUCAUUAGAUAACCUGUAAAAAACGGAUAAUAUAUCAUUAGGGUGAUAAUAUUCACUUCUUAUGUAAAAGUUUUUGAAUGUAUAUAUAAUUCAGUCAAAGUUGAUGAAACGAAGUAAUCCUAAACGUAUCAUUAAUCAUUCAAGGAUUUUUAAUAUCUCUCUCAUACGUUUAUUCAUAUGAAAGCUUUUUUAUUUAUGUAUCAAAUACACCAGUAUAUGGUUUUGAUAACCAUAUGUAUACAUUACUUUGAAUGAAGUGGUAUUAACUUUACAAAACACAGUUGUAAAUACCACAUUGACUUGUUGAUAUUGUACUUCCAAAAGUAACAUAUUUACUAGAUGCUGUCUACGAACUUUUAAAUUAUCAUUUUGAACGUAUGUUGCAUGACUGGUGCUCGAUUAACAUAAUUUAAUUAAAAUAUAUCCAUAAAAUGAAUAAUUUUGUUCAGACUUAAUAUUUACAUAAAGGUAAUUAAAAGUUAUUUAAGGAGUCAUUAUGUCCAAAAAUGCUUUGAAUAGUUAUUUGUCAAAAGCUUUUUGUUAUAUUUGAUGUCCUAUUAUAGAUAUUCAAAGCUGCUAAUGACGAAUUACUUUAACCAUCCUUUGCUUCUGAUGUAUAUUGGGAAAUAGUACAUUUAGAGUGAUUUUAUCUUUUUUUGAAAAAAAAAACAACAUUUGAUAAGAAUACAUGUAUAAACUUAAUUACUUCCAAACAUCACUGUAGGUACUUUACAUUUGUCUAUUAUAAGAUGGGGAACAGUUCGACAAGGCAAGCAGAACAGACAGAGAAAGCGGAAAACCGUGUUAACGUUUUCCGGUUGGAAAAACUCAUAAUAGAAGGAGGCCUCCUAGUUUUGAGAAACAUACUAGACCAGACCCUGAAUGCUAAAGGCGUAACCCUACGUGCAUGUUUGAAUCUAGAAAAGUCAGCAAUUAAACGUUUGAAAAGCCGCGGCAUUAUAACAGAGGUACAAUAUGACCAAUUGUUUCCAAAGGUGGGUCAAGGUCCAACUACGUCGGAUAUGGAUAUCACGCUUGUCAUUUGUCUUCUAAGAUGCCUGAAGUGUGUUGGAUUGAAUAAGAAAUUUGACUGGAAUGCAACACCUGAAUUAACCGAUGUAACAGUUGAGGCAGAUAUAUGUCGGUUAAAAGCGUUCCUAAAUAGAAUAAGCCAUAUAUCAAAUUCAACUUUUAUACACCCAUAUAAAAUUGAAACUUGGUGGAAUGAAAUCGAACAGAUACUUGCUCGACUAAGUUCUCCAUCUCUGAAUAUUCAGCAAACCAUUAACGAUUUCAAAACCUGUCCUCUAGAUCCAGAGGAAGAAAAAAGAGUACAAGAAGAAAUAAAAAAGUGGAAGGACUAUGAAGCCGUUGUUGAUCAAUUGAAAGGAGAAAUGACAGAUGUGAAAGAAAGGGUUACUGAAGUGGAGAAAAACCAAAAGGAUAUCAAAAUACAACAAUAUGAAGGCUACCUAUUUUUUGAACAAGAGAGGGAAUCAAUUGAAUGGAGUAGAUGCAUCACAAAAGGAAGUGAAACAGCAGCACAAAUUUUAAUGGAGAGAAAAAUUUUACCUUCUCAAAUACAGCUGAACAAGGCAUGCCUUACAUUUGGAGUGGAAUCACACAUAUUUUCUGAAAUAUGCUCUAUGAUAAGCAAACAUAUCAAGGCAAAAUCAGAAAAUGUCAUCGAUGUAUGGCCAUCCUAUCGAAAUGACCAUGUACUUCAAAGUAGCUAUUUGUCUAUUGUUUUUGUAGUUGUGGGUAAGAAAAAUUCUGGAUAUUCGGUAUCAAAAGAAAAUUAUCAAUGUUACAUCACGUGUGAAAAUGACUACAGUUAUGAAGGACAAAUUGUAGCUAUUAAAGAAAUGCAACCACACACUUUUGACAUUCAAUCUGCUGAUGCCGUUCUGGAAGAAAUGAGAAAAUGCGUAAAUAAGAACGCUGAUGAUCUUUUUAAAAAGCAUAGUAAUCUGAAUGUAAUUUUACCAAGCUUGAUGAAAUCAGUAGGUUAUAUGUCAAGCAAACAUGACAUUAAGAUCAAACCUUGCAUAGCUCUCUAUGUUUCAGUAAAGGGAUGUAUACCUCUAAAUGAGACACUAUUUGAAAAGGAAAUUGAUGGAUUUCCGACAGACGUUUUGGAGGGAGAGUUCAAACCAUUUUUAGGUGGGCCAAACCAAUACCAUACACAUCUUAAGAUGGGCGUUGCAAUACACGCGAACGUUUUAGUCGAAAAUAAAAUUUUUGGAGGGACUCUUGGAGGUUUUAUAGAACAUUCAGUGCAUGGAUUAUGCGGAAUAACAAGUGCACAUGUUGUAUGUGAUAGUGCUGAAUUAGCAAGGCUUAAAACUGCAAAAGAAUUACAUUUAAAUAAGACGGCUUAUCAGCCUAUAAAUGAAAGCAUGGCAGCUUUUGGUGAAGUUGUUCUGGCUGUUUACAAUGAAGGAAGUGAGUCCGAAUCUGGAAUAGAAGUUGCUCUUAUAACCAUAAACGAUAGGAAACCGAAGGAUGGAAGUUUUCCUAAUGCAUUCAAUGAUUUGGAAGCAGGGUUUGAUUCAAAAAAUCAAUUGUGCUUUAACUCUGGUGAAGUGCGUGAAAUAUCAAACUCUAUGCGAUGGACUGUGGUUUACAAAUUUGGCAUGAGCUCCGGGAUCACAAGGGGGACCUUUGCUUUGUACGGAGGAGUAGUACGUAAAGAUAUGCAAGGACAAUGUAACGGUUUUGGAUAUAAUCUUAAAAAUCAAAUUAAAAUUCUUCAAAUUGGAGAUAAUCCUUUUGCAGAACACGGAGAUUCUGGUGCGUUAGUUUUGAUAAAAGGAACACAUGAUUAUGCUGCUAUUGGCAUUGUGGAAGGUGGUAUGAGGGGUUGUGUGUUUGUAACCCCGAUCCGUGAUAUUUUAAGAGCUGUUGGUUACACAGAUGUAAAAAUGUACCGAUUUACGCCGGAAUGUAAUGACAUUUUGACGGUUUCAGAAGUUGAAAUGGAUGUCUCUUAAAUACUUAUAUUUAAAAAAAAAAAAACACAAAAAAAAAUCACUUAAAUUCAAGUAAAGUUGUGUUAUGCGUUGAUGUAUUGAGUGCUUUGCCUCCGCUCUAAGAGAGAUUGGCAUUAAGAUUUAUCCCUGUCCAUCUGCCAGUCGAUGUGUUCUUACAGUCUCAAGCUGUGUCACUUGAAGCGCAACAAGUGCUUGAGCUAGAGUCUAUAAAUUUUACCGGAUUAUCAGCAUGUUUAGUUGUGCAUCCGGAAAUUCUCGUGAGGAUUAUUAUUUUUUUGUCAGAGUUAUUGCUCCUUGACUAAGUAUGCAAAUUGAAUAUUUUAAUUUGUACCCCACGUAGCUCAAAAAAUGUUCGACCUAGAGUCAUAAAACUUUGAAGGAAGAUAUAUUUGCGGCGGAGAAUUUGCUUGUGGAUUUAUUCAGUAUUUGCAAUUUUCAACUUGUGUGGCGUAAUUAGUACAACAGUUUUUGACAAAGAGUCAACGAAUUUAAAUAAAAAAUGUUGAGGAUUUUCUUGUAUAUUUAUUUACUAUUUGUAGAGUUAUGACCGCUAACUAAGUAAAAGAUCUAGAGCAGUUUUAUAGGUCAAACUGCUGACAGGACAAAACCCUUUCUAGUUAACUCUGGGAUUGGCUAGAGGAUUUAUUCAAUAUUUGUAAAGUUACUGUCCUUGACUUCUACAUGAAAGAUAUUUUAAUUUUCGUUUAAGCAUAUUUAAGGAUAUUAAAUUCAUGUUGAAUUUUGUUAAUGUUGGGUAAGGUAAUCAUUUAGCUUUGAAAAAAACUGAAUGUCGUUUUUAUGCCCCACCAUUAAGGGGUAGGGGAAUUAUGUGGCGAUACUAGGU
Messenger RNA from Ruditapes philippinarum (Manila clam), 4028 nucleotides. RefSeq lists its product as uncharacterized. The transcript has 5 exons. The coding region runs from base 941 to 3184 and encodes 747 amino acids. NCBI's taxonomy places the organism in Eukaryota, Metazoa, Mollusca, Bivalvia, Venerida, Veneridae. The record is from RefSeq and is a predicted model, not a curated record.